Messenger RNA from Daldinia loculata, 1580 nucleotides. RefSeq lists its product as uncharacterized. Gene Ontology annotation, molecular function: glycosyltransferase activity. The transcript has a single exon. Lineage: Eukaryota; Fungi; Ascomycota; Sordariomycetes; Xylariales; Hypoxylaceae. The record is from RefSeq and is a predicted model, not a curated record. The coding region runs from base 227 to 1453 and encodes 408 amino acids.
GUGAGAAUAAGGUAGUUGGUAGUAGUAUUAGUUGCGCAUCUCACUUCGGACAUAGCCGUAGCGACUAAGAUGGACCAUACUGAAGCCGUAGACCCAACUUAUUGGACUUCGAGAAGCCACCCCAUGAAGUAUUUAAUACUACCCACCACCUACGAAUGUAUAAAUACUCGGUGUUCAACUUUAAGAAUGCAAUAUAACGACAUCCUCACAACCUCACACAAAUCUCAUGACGACCUCCUUGGCCAAUAUGGCUAAAUUCGAACUACCAAAAUCAGCAAGUGGUCUCCGCGUAGUGCCUGACACUCAACUCGACCUACGGCCCGAAUCCGAAAUCAUAAACGAACUCCGUUCUUUUCGGCCCAUCACUUCAGAGAAGAAUGUAUGGGCUUUCUGGGAUAAGGGUAUCGAUUAUAUGUACCCAAGCUACAGAUGUACCGUGGUGAACUGGGUGAAAAAGCUCGGCAGGUCCUGGACAGUUCGCCUCGUAGAUCUUGUCGAGGACUCACCUAAUAACGUCUACAACUAUGUCUCUAAAGACUGGUUUCCCGACUGUUUCGUAAACCAGACGAUGGACGGCAGACAUGCGGCACAACAUUCUGCUGAUCUUGUGAGGCUGCCGCUUCUAUUCGAGCACGGAGGUGUCUGGAUGGACGUCGGAAGUAUGUUGCACACUCAUCUCGACCUUUUAUUCUGGGACCACCUCACGGCUCCGGAUACCCCUUACGAGAUGGCCGCCUGGAUUAUUACCGGCCAGAUUAGAAAGGAAUGGGGCAGCUUCGCAAACUACGUGAUGGCUGCACGAAAAGGUUGCGUUUUUAUCAAAAAUUGGCACGACGGUUACAAACAGCUGUGGAAGGGACGCACCAAUGCAGAUGGCUUCCAUAAAAUGCCCCUAAUACAGGACAUUGGGCUUGCCGAGGGAAUAGCCGAUUGUGGUUUCGAGGGUAAGGUCAAAGAGAUGAGCGACUACGUGGCGCAGAUGCUCAUUGGCGACCGUACGAGAAACCUGCACGAUCUGAACACGGACUGGAACGGACGCGAGUAUUACAAGAACAAGGUGUUUAUGGUGGAAGGGAUUCUGAACGGCGUGCUAGGUGCGAUCAAGACAGAAGCCGACGGAGCUAAGCAAGUAGAGCUCUUCACUACUCGGCUCGACGAACCAGAUGAAGCGAAGAGGCAGGCGGCCGAAGCCUUCAUAAUAGAGAUGUUGGAGCAAAGCCACAUGUAUAAGGUAUACCAUAACUCGGCAGGCGGGCUGCCCGCGCUGGGAGACCUUGUGAAGAAGAAGGAAUUCAUGGAUGCAGACCAUAGGCCCGGCACCUUCGGCGAGAUGUACAGGUAUGGCACAGUCCACUGGGAGUCAACCCGUGGGGUGGAACGGCUGGUCCCGCAAAUCGACGAGAAGGAGGAGCUAAUUCGGGCCACACCUACGACUCCGGCAUUGCGCAAAUAGAAAUAAGGGUUGGGACCACUGAUUAGUAUAGAGCAGGCCUUAAUGUAACAUUAUUGAUAGAAAGGGGGGGUUUUUUUUACUCGAAGAUAGCAUUCUAGUUCACGUCAAUAUACCUUAUUAUACGCAG